CAAUCGGGAGGAUCGAAGCGCGGGCAAUGAGGAUCGUCGUUUCUGAGCCGUCUUCUUUUCGCCAGCUUUCCACCUGGAUGUUUCUAUUUGCCUCUCGUUGCUUUACUGUUGAUAUCUCUUUGCGGCUGUGAUUGUUCACUAGGAGUUUAUCUCAACUAGCGAUAUCUCCUACCUUGCAGCCACAAACAGACGAAACUAUAUCAUAAGCUUAAUCUAGGGUCGUCAGUCUCCGCAGGCAGUUUAAUAACGUCAACACAUCGUCCGUCCUCAGCACUGCGCCUCUCACAACGCACUCAGUGGCCUCUUACAUACGGGCUUGAGGACGCAAUUGUCCCUUCUGUUGUUUCAUGCCCCCGCGCCGCCGUCCGCCUCGAGCGGGGGCACUGACGGAUCUCCCGCCGCUCAAGAUCAUCAAGAAGAUCGCCGUCCUGCAACUCGCCUACUAUGCUUGCGCCACUAUUCUCAUCCUGUUCACGACUCUCGUGGCAGGUCAGCCGUUUUCGCCGGCUCUGAUUCUCAGUUGGGAUAGUUUACGGGGAGACACUACGAUCGGAUGGAUGCUCGGGUUAGUGUGGAUGUUGAAUAGUUUCCUAUGUGUCAUAUUCCUCCUUCUCCUCGUCUCGCGCUCCAAACUCAUCCCUGAUUUCGCCUUGACCAUCCACUUCAUCCACCUCGUCGUCGUGUCGCUAUACACGCACUCUCUCCCAUCCAACUGGCUAUGGUGGGGUCUACAAUUCGGUAGCGCUGCAUUAAUGAUCUUUCUCGGAAUCUGGGCCUGUCAGUGGCGGGAGCUCAAACCCAUCAGCUUCGGUGGACUGGGCGGUAGCAGCAGCAAUACCGGCAGCAAUGCCAAUCAACAGUCAUCCUCCCAGCAUGGCCAACAGAACGGGUCCGCAGAAUCAGGAGAUGAUUCACAACUAGCUGGAUUCUCUCGAGGCCGCGGACGAGGCCGGAACCUCCGGGACGGUGCUGGCGAGUACGAGAUGGUCGACAUGAAAGAGACCGAGGAUGUAUGAGACUUAAUCAUCGGACUGUACACGUCUCUUCCUUUUUUUUGCAUUCUACUUUGUUUUGUGCUGGUUCACGAGAUGACUGAGCCGUCUGUUCAUACAGAUUCGAUACCAUUUUGCUUCUUCUCUUUGUCGUUGUUAUCUACUUACUGUCAGAUUAUUCUCUCAUCGGUCAUGACCAAACGAUGUAGUCACUUUGUACUAUUCUCCCAGCCGGCGUUUUCUUUUCGUUUGUUGCUUUGUUACAAAUCUCGGAGAAAGGGGGCAGUGGGUCUAGGGAGGUUUCAUCUUUUGUUCUCUACCUGCCUUUUCCAUUGCAUGGAAGUUGCAAGUCGUGUAUUACAUGCUUUGCAUAUGUGUAUAUGCAUAUCAAUAUGCAUUGUUAUAUUUAUAUCCAUAGGUACA
Molecule: messenger RNA, 1415 nt
Organism: Paecilomyces variotii
Lineage: Eukaryota; Fungi; Ascomycota; Eurotiomycetes; Eurotiales; Thermoascaceae
Product: integral membrane protein S linking to the trans Golgi network-domain-containing protein
Exons: 2
Coding region: 348-1016 (222 amino acids)
Biological process (GO): protein localization to Golgi apparatus; Golgi to endosome transport; Golgi to plasma membrane protein transport
Cellular component (GO): trans-Golgi network; Golgi membrane
Source: RefSeq, a predicted model, not a curated record